CCUUUCUCAGGCACUGUGGAUAAACAGACUGUUGAGAUCACUAAUUGUUUCUCGGUUCCACACAACGAGUCAGAGGAUGAGGUGGCUGUUGACAUGGAGUUUGCCAAGAACAUGUACGAGCUUCACAAGAAAGUCGCUCCCAACGAGGUGAUAGUGGGCUGGUUUGCUACUGGCCACGAUAUCACUGAGCACUCGGUCCUCAUUCACGAAUAUUACAGUCGGGAAGCCCAGAAUCCUGUCCACGUCACCGUGGAUACGAUGCUGCAAGACGGACGAAUGAGCAUUAAAGCCUACGUGAG
This is a messenger RNA of Carcharodon carcharias (great white shark), 299 nucleotides long. RefSeq names its product eukaryotic translation initiation factor 3, subunit F (gene eif3f). Gene Ontology annotation, cellular component: eukaryotic translation initiation factor 3 complex, eIF3m. Gene Ontology annotation, molecular function: translation initiation factor activity; metallopeptidase activity; translation initiation factor binding. The record is from RefSeq and is a predicted model, not a curated record. Gene Ontology annotation, biological process: translational initiation. The annotation marks the transcript as partial. The transcript is spliced from 3 exons. Lineage: Eukaryota; Metazoa; Chordata; Chondrichthyes; Lamniformes; Lamnidae.